Drosophila miranda is the source of this 1863-nucleotide messenger RNA. RefSeq lists its product as uncharacterized. The record is from RefSeq and is a predicted model, not a curated record. The transcript is spliced from 3 exons. Bases 477 to 1808 code for a protein of 443 amino acids. NCBI's taxonomy places the organism in Eukaryota, Metazoa, Arthropoda, Insecta, Diptera, Drosophilidae. Gene Ontology annotation, molecular function: protein binding.
CGAAAAACCGCUUGUAAAACCUUUAAAAAAUAAAUAUUACAAAUUACUAGAAAUUACUAACAAAUACAAAUUCAAGCUAAGAAACGGGUGUAGAAGCUUUAUUGGGAAAAACGGAUCUCUCGGGGACCUACGCAAAAAAGUCAAAUUUUAGAUCCAAAAUUUGUAGGAUCAAUGCGGAUAAUACCAAGUCAAUUAUUCUAAUCAAUCUGUAAUUGCACAUAAAAUUUAGCUAAAAUGCAUGGCCCCUUUAAAUACAGUUUAAGUUCUGAAAUUCUUACAUUGACGAGAUUUGAAUUAAUGAAUCUGAUAUUGAUACUGAAGUCUCUAAUGGUUUGUCAGGUUUAAUACUACACGAAUCUAGUGCUGUGGUUGGCUCAGCUGGGGAUCCAGGAAUAUUUUUAUUAUCAGAUGCUGGCGCCUCAAAUCAUGAAGUCGUAUCAUCCCAAGAGCAACUAAAUAGCUUCCCUCUAAAAGAGAUGACAUCUAUUACCGAGAAAGAACUAGUUUCUAACACGCAAAAAGAAGCAAUAGAAGAACUUUGUAUACAAAAAAAUUCUUCAGUUGUUUAUAAUUAUGAAUGCAAAACGAAAAAUCAAAUAUUAUCAGAUGACUGCAAUAAUAAGGAAAUUUCAGAGCCAUUCUCUGAGAUAAAACAAGAAAAUGUCUCACCUAAGUCAUCCGGAUCCGAGGAAGCUGUUAAACAAAUUUCAAAUCAUCUAGCUUUUUUGAACUCUUACGAUGAACCAUUAAUAAGGACUAUAGAUUCUUUGAAAGAACAAGCCAGCAUUGAAGAAGGUGAAAUUAUUGUAUACAACCAAAUGCCACUUAAUGAAACCAGAGAAAGUUCUGCCCAAAGUGACUCUGUGGUUUUCGGUGAUGUUGAGUCAGAAAAAUUCAAAAUUAAAGAUAGUAACAGCGAAGAAGAAUCUGCAAGGGCACCGCUGAUACGUCAUUACACAAUCGCUGGAGACGAUCCCAGAAGCAUGUUUAGGUCUGUCACCCUUGAAGAUGCUAGAAAUGAUAUAGAAAUUGGUAGCAAAGAUCUUAUGACUGCUUCUAGCAUCAACAGCACUAACAGUUUAUUUUUAGACGACGAAAUUUCGGAAAACAUUCGCAAGAAAAUGUUGGCCUUUUCGCUAUCUGAAACGGAUUCAGAUUGCAUUGACCCAAGAAAUAUUAACCAAGAGAACUUUGAAAUAAACACGGCUAUGGCAGAUAUUUUGGGCACAUCUACUGAAACUGAAUCUACAAUUGUAUCGGCGGCCACGAAAAUACAAGCGGGAGCUCGUGGGUUUCUUACCAGGCGACGAAUGCGACGCGCUAGUGCCGGUACUAAAUCCUCAACGCAAGAGACAAAGGCAUCCUUUGGAAACGCUGCAAUUAGCGAAUCUUUUGAGCGACUCAUUGAGGAAGAAGCUGCGAAAAAAAUACAAGCCGCAUAUCGUAUGCACACAAGAAAACUUAAAGGACAUAAUCGAAAAAUGCAAGGUAUCAGCUUAGAAAGCAAUUUAGCCGCCAGGCGUCAAAAAUUGCAGCGCGGGGACGCGCUUCGAAAUGACUCGACGCCUGAUGAAGAUAACAUUCCUCUUAAAAAUGGUGGACAUACACAAAAACUCCCAAAGUCACUUCGAAACAAAGAAAAGGCAGGUGAUGGUGUAAAAUUGAAAUCUAGCAUGGAACUAAAAUGGUUGACAUUAAGGCAGAACUCAAUGCCAGUACAAAUUGAUUGCAAUAUUUUAAGAGUUAUUCCUAAGCACAAAAAAAAACGUAUAAAAAGCGCAGAAUAUAAGAAAAUGGCAUCCAAAUAGCUCGACCCAUAUUUAUGCUAAACUUUGUUCAAAUAAAUGAUCAAGUAUAUAUGUA